Molecule: messenger RNA, 602 nt
Organism: Rotaria sp. Silwood1
Lineage: Eukaryota; Metazoa; Rotifera; Eurotatoria; Philodinida; Philodinidae
Source: the annotation of a GenBank genome assembly
AUGACACUCAACGGUUUCGAAAACGAAACCGUUGUUGGUUCAAAUAUUCCAGUCGAUGUAAUUCGUCGCCGUAAAGAACAACUAAAAAGAGAAAUUCAAGUAUGUUAGAUAUAAGUUUAGACAAAAAGAAGAUGUUCAUUCGCGUCUCCUUGAAAUGAUACUUUUCUUUAUGAUAUUGAGUUGAUAUUUUGGAUACAUGCAUACGAUAAUAAAUUUUGAUCGUAAGCAACAAUCCAAGCUUCACCAGUUCACAUGCAAGACAAUUAUGAUUUAAACAUUUAGCGGAAUACUACACUUUUUCAUUUUGUUAUUCGAGCAGUUAUUACUGUAUCACUCUAGUGCUAAAGACAGUCUUAUAUGUAUCUUAUGACUUACGUCUUUUUGAUAUGAGAUUGUAAGAGUUUCCUGGUUGUCUAUAUGAUUAUACCUAUAUAUUUAAGUUCUUCUCUUUUCCUCGUAUUAUUAGUCAUACGUUAUGAAUUUUCCUUUCCUUUUGAUCGUCUUCCUUUCCUUUUUAGGAUCUAUGCAGCUUUUACCGUAUGGUUUUCCCCAUCUGUCAUCAUCCUAUAUAUAUAGUCGUUACAUUUUUGUAAAGAGAUUUG